Messenger RNA from Octopus bimaculoides (California two-spot octopus), 2393 nucleotides. RefSeq names its product protein sprouty homolog 1. Gene Ontology annotation, biological process: animal organ development; negative regulation of fibroblast growth factor receptor signaling pathway; negative regulation of Ras protein signal transduction. Lineage: Eukaryota; Metazoa; Mollusca; Cephalopoda; Octopoda; Octopodidae. Gene Ontology annotation, cellular component: cytosol; membrane. The record is from RefSeq and is a predicted model, not a curated record.
AUUUCAAGUAGACUCGUUAUUUAAAUGGGUCUGUAUAUAUUUGUGUGCGUGUGUGUAUUUGCAUCGGUGUAAGCGGCACAAACCUGUAAUGUAUGUAAUGUAAGUACACCAGUGCUAUUUGCAUAGGUGUGCCUAAAAUAUACUUUUAAGUGUGUGUGUUAUCAGUCUAUCUGUGUACGUGUAUGCGAUCGCCUAUUAGAUAAGUGCUCCUAGUGUUCAGGGAUCCGUACGUUAUAUAUUUUUCCCUCCCUUAGUUCCUUUUACAUACCAGCAUAUAUGAUAGGUAGAGCAAAUCAAUAACAAAAGGCAAAAUCAAAUACAAAAAAAAUUACAAAACUCUAAGGGACGUUCACAGUUAAUAUUAUUACUUUGACGCUCAAAGGAAAAAAGUUAUAGUUGCCUAACUGACUCCUCCGAAAAAACAAAAAGCAAAAUAAUAAUAAUAAUCUAAGAGAACCUGAAUAUAAUUUACAUUUUCACUGAACUUCUUUCUUUUCGUGGGUAAAGACUGUUUAAAAAAAUGUAUAAAGAAAAAUAUAAUAAACGAUUUCACACAAGAAACAUGAAUAGCAGAUAAUUACAAACACACACACAUACACACGCAUGUAUAUAUAUAUAUACAAACGCAUACACACGUUCGCGCGCACGCACACACCACACACCAACACACACUCAUUCAGAUAAUCACGCUAGAUGCAAUUAUGACUGUUUUCACUGCUAACCUAAAUCUACCCUGUUGGCUCUGCUUACUUUUCACGUUAAGUUUUCAGGUAUUUAUUCAUACAUACACCCACACACUAACACACACACACACACACGUGCAUAUGUAACACACACACACACACACACACAUAUAUAUAUAUAUAUAUAUAUAUAUAUAUAUAUAUAUAUAUUAUAGUUGCCUGUAAUAGAUAUAACGUGAUUUUAUGUGUCAACAAUUAAUAGUUAUCUGAUAUAAUCUGGAAAAAGAAAAGGGGGAAAAAAAAUCUUAGCGGGAAAUUAAUAUUGACAAUUGAAGAAGAUUUAAAAUAUCUGUGUGUGUUACAUAUUUGUUUUAUGUUCUGCAUAUAGAUUUAAGGCAGUUACUGAAAAAAAAAAAAAAAAAUCCACAUGCGUCAAGUUUCAUCUGGUAGGAAUGUCAUUCAUAUAGAAAAUGUUUCGCUUCUUUGGUUGCUUAUACAGGAAGGAAAAAAUAAGCCUAAACAGCAAGCACGGAAUAUACCAUAGAAACAGGAAAUUACUGAGAGAUUUGUGGCAUCUUAACUCCUUCAUCUCUCUGGACAAUGGCCUUCACAUAACGGCAAUCCUCUACUUAGAAAAGGUUACAUUCCUGGAGAUGCUUUUCAAAUUCUUCCAUGAUGGCUUCAUCUGGAUCUGGUCAGCGGAUAACCAACCAGAACAACAGCACAUCUUCCUCUUCCCAUGUUACAGCAAGGCCUGGUAAUGGCUUGCUUGACCAUGUACACCAAACCCCAACAGCAAGCAUCCCUAACAGAGAGUUCAUCAGUUUGACACACUUGCGAACUGGGCCAAGACCACAAAAUGAAUAUGUGGAUUCCACCCUGUCGGCAAACAAACUACCUCCUUCACCGUCUACAGCUCCUGCCAAUGUAACUGUUGUAAAACCGUUACAAAAUAAAAAGCCUCGUGCAGUAGCUGAAAGUCACUCACCACAGCCACAGAGAUUUACAAAUAGCUCAAAUAGCAAUAGCACUUCAAGUGGUGUGAAUAUUAGAGUGACCAGUGGUAGUACUGGAGGCAGUGCAAAUAUUACUGGUUUUGCUGGUAGCAGGCAGACAACAAGGCCUAUAGUAAACAAUGUUGUAUUAAAACAACCAAUUUCAAAUCAGAACUUGAAAAAAGUUAAUAUAAACACACCCAUUGAAUUGGAGAACCCUGAUGGCGCCAUUCAUGGAGACUCUGUUAUAUGCAGCAGAUGUGGAAAAUGUAAAUGCGCUGCAUGUCGAGAGAACCGGGAACUUCCGUCCUGGUGGCUCUGUGGCAAAAAAUUUGAGAUCAGUGCCAAAUCUGCUGUGAAUAUGUGCACAUGUGUGUGUUGUGUUAAAGGAAUUUUUUACCACUAUUCAAAGGACUACCAACAGGAUUCUAUGGAUGGAAUGUGUUCUGAUGAGCCAUGCGCAGGUUGCGAGCGACCACAAUGCUUGAAGCGCUGGGCUUGUAUGGCGCUAUUAUCAUUAUGUUUACCUUGUCUGUGCAUAUACUGGCCAGCCCAGUGUGCUCUGGUGUGUUGCACAGCCUGUUAUAAUGGUUGUACCAGCAGAGGUUGUAAAUGUGCUCAUGGAGAGAGCAAGAUUGGUUCCACCUCUCAGACUAGGAGACUUAUUGAGUCAGAUGGAUCAAGUGCUUAAAAUUUUGUUUGUUUUUUUUUUUUU